AUGCGUUACAUAGGAAUGCUUGAGUUACAACAUACGCUUACAGAAUAUUGGUCCCUUGGCACAGCGGUUGCUGCAUUCUACCUCCCCGUGACGAUUAUGAUCAUACUUUACUCUCGAGUUUAUUGGGAAACCCGUAAACGACGGAAAGAAUUUGGAAGACUGCAAGCCUCUCAGGUUAGGAUUUCUCGGAAAUUUUGGGCAAAUCUCCUAGCCCAUCGUAGACAGUUUUUGGGGUUAUUUAGCGCUCAAGUCACUCAACAGACUCCGUUCGUACACGUAGUUUACGCAAUUCUGUGA
Molecule: messenger RNA, 297 nt
Organism: Strongylus vulgaris
Lineage: Eukaryota; Metazoa; Nematoda; Chromadorea; Rhabditida; Strongylidae
Source: the annotation of a GenBank genome assembly